UGGCAUAGAGCCAUUGCCCACUUGUUUGCCUUGGCUAAAAAGUUGCUAGUUGUGUGUUACGCUGGGAUCGUUAUGUCCACACAACCAUGACAAAAAAAAAAAAAACUCUCUUCCUUCCACUGUCUAGAAGAGGUCCAUCUUGCUAGGCUAGCAAAGUCUUCGAUGAACAGUGGCACACACCACUAACAAACUGGCAGUAGGUACUGGGUGGUUUAGGCAAAGAGUCUUUGAUGAAAAAUGGGGAGAUAGCUACUUUCAUGCAUGCAUAGAAACUCGAUUUUUUAAUAUUUAUACAAUUUGAUUUGUAUCGUUUUCUGAAUGAUUCUUCAGGAAUAGAACUGGUUCUGUUUCAAUGAAUUUAGAUCAGGAAAUUAACUUGCAGCUCUGUUUUUUCUUCUGCAUUGCUUCAGCUCUUAUUAUUCGAACAUAACAUUAUAUCCUGUCAACUAUGAUGCAGGGAAUGACAAUAUGGGACGAAAGCUUAUAAUAGCUGCCUCAGCUGCCGGCGUUGGAGUUCUAAUAAUUACAAUCUGCUGCGUCAUCAUCAGAAAGUUCUCACCCGUCAACUUCCUUUCCUGUUUGAGAAAAACCAGAGGAAGUCGCAGUAUAGAGGUUUUUCUGAGGAAUUAUGGAACCUUAGCACCAAAAAGAUACAGUUAUUCAGAACUUAAGAAAAUGACCAAAACCUUCAAAGAGAAACUAGGCCAAGGAGGCUAUGGAAGUGUUUUCAAAGGCAAUUUACCUGAUGGUCGUCUUGUUGCUGUUAAAGUCUUGAAGAAAUCAAAGAGUAAUGGAGAAGAAUUUGUCAACGAAGUUUCAAGCAUCAGCCAGACUUCCCACGUCAACAUUGUUACUCUUCUGGGGUUCUGUUUUGAGGGUUCCAAACGAGCUCUAAUCUAUGAGUUCAUGUCUAACGGGUCACUUGACAAGCACAUAUAUGAAGAAAAUCUCUCGAAGGCAGAUCGCCAAUUGGGGUGGGAAACACUAUACCAAAUUGCAGUUGGCAUUGCUCGAGGAUUAGAAUACCUGCACAGAGGUUGCAACACAAGGAUUUUACAUUUCGACAUCAAGCCUCAUAAUAUUCUUCUAGAUGAAAACUUCUUACCUAAAAUUUCUGAUUUCGGCCUGGCUAAAAUAUGCCCUAGAAAAAAGAGUAUCGUAUCGAUGUUGGGUGCAAGAGGAACUAUUGGAUACAUUGCCCCCGAAGUAUUUUGUCGAAAUUUUGGAGGGGUCUCUCACAAAUCUGAUGUUUAUAGCUACGGGAUGCUAGUAUUAGAAAUGAUUGGAGGGAGAAAAAACUUCUGCGGCGGAGCUGGUAAUACCAGUGAGAUCUAUUUUCCAUAUUGGAUAUACAAGCGUCUUGAACUAGGCGAAAAACUUGGACUUCGAGGGACAGGCAAUAAAGUGGAAGAGCAAAUUGCAAGAAAAAUGAUUUUGGCAAGCUUGUGGUGCAUUCAAACUGAUCCCUCAAAUCGGCCACCCAUGUCUAGAGUGGUAGAAAUGCUGCAAGGAAGCCUCGAGUCCUUGCCAAUCCCACCAAGACCGACCUUGUCUUCCCCUCCAAGAUCUCCUCAUGGAUCAAUUUCAGAUUCCUCGAGCACCGCUAUCAUAAUCCAUGACCUUUAAGAAACACUGUAUCAAAAAUGUCUUUGAAAACUCCAUGGCCUGAGCUAGUCAAUUUAGCAUAUUGCUCUUAAAGACUCUGCUG
Molecule: messenger RNA, 1708 nt
Organism: Populus nigra (black poplar)
Lineage: Eukaryota; Viridiplantae; Streptophyta; Magnoliopsida; Malpighiales; Salicaceae
Product: PR5-like receptor kinase
Exons: 2
Coding region: 469-1626 (385 amino acids)
Biological process (GO): protein phosphorylation
Molecular function (GO): protein kinase activity; ATP binding
Source: RefSeq, a predicted model, not a curated record